This is a messenger RNA of Penaeus monodon (black tiger shrimp), 5345 nucleotides long. RefSeq names its product integrin alpha-PS1-like. The record is from RefSeq and is a predicted model, not a curated record. Gene Ontology annotation, cellular component: external side of plasma membrane; integrin complex. Gene Ontology annotation, molecular function: integrin binding. The coding region runs from base 7 to 5229 and encodes 1740 amino acids. Lineage: Eukaryota; Metazoa; Arthropoda; Malacostraca; Decapoda; Penaeidae. The transcript is spliced from 17 exons. Gene Ontology annotation, biological process: cell-cell adhesion; cell-matrix adhesion; integrin-mediated signaling pathway.
UUUUUCAUGUCUUGGAUGACUGCCUGGUCGGAUGCAAGGAACAUAGUCACGAGCAAUGCCACAAUAACUUUUAUAUUCAACCAAGAGCAUUUACCACAGUUGCCCUGGAUUUUGACACCAGACAUUUGCCUUCGUCUCACCUCCCGCCCUCCCUCCCGCAGGAUACUCGUAGGAGCGCCGAAGGACCACAACCUGCAGCCGGGGACGAACCGCUCGGGCGCCCUCUGGCGGUGCCCCCUCACCACGCGAACCACCGACUGCGAGCAAGUCCAGACUGACGGCUUCAAGAAUCCGGAAACAGGGCUCUACAACUUUGACUAUAUAGACACGAAUUUGUCCAUGCCAGCUGAGAAUGAGAUCAAGGACGACCAGUGGCUCGGUGUCACUCUCAAGAGCCAGGGUGCCGGCGGGAAGGUCCUGGUCUGCGCUCAUCGGUACAUGCACAAGGGCCCAGGGUUCCAGUGGGGCUUCGGCCUGUGCUACAUCCUCACGCAGACACUUGACGUUUCUGACUAUUUGGAACCUUGCCGGGGAAAGCCUGUUAAUGAAGGUCAUCAACAGUAUGGUUUCUGCCAGGCUGGAACAAGCGGCCUUCUGCUAAACGAUGAAGCUGUCCUUGGCGUGCCCGGCCCUUACACCUGGAGGGGAACCGUACACACAUCCAAUAUCUCAGAUAAUUUCCUUUUCAAGGACAAGACACAGUAUUUUGGACCUGUGACGGAAAAGGAUUCACCCAUGGACAAGUACAGUUAUUUAGGUUACUCUGUAACAGCCGGCCGUUUCUUUGGGAAUUACAUGUCCUACGUUGGUGGAGCACCAAGGGCAAAGGAGACUGGUCAAGUGGUAUUCUUCACUCGCGAAAAGAUUGGUGAAAGCUUGCUGCGUGUAGAUUUAAUCCUUGAUGGAGAGAUGUUUGCUUCAAGCUUUGGGUUUGAAGUUCUUGCUGUUGAUAUCAAUAAUGAUGGGCGGGAUGACCUUAUUGUCGGUGCUCCCUUCUACUACACGAGCACAUCAAGUGGUGCUGUCUACGUCUACAUGAACAAUGACGGAGGCUUUGUUGAAAAUCAUCCAUACACAAAGAUUGAAGGCGAGGCAGGCGAGAGUCGCUUCGGAUUCUCCAUGACCUCCCUGGGCGACCUUAAUCACGAUGGGUACACGGACGUGGCCAUCGGUGCUCCCUACGAAGGGCGAGGAGCAGUCUACGUUUACUUGGGCUCAAAAGACGGUCUCAUGAGGGAAGACGGACAUGUCAAGGUGUUAUUCGUUGCAGUGAGAAUGGAUCUCGACGGCAAUGGCUAUCCUGACUUGCUUACAUCGUCCUUCUGCAGUGAUAGAGUUCUUUUGAUUAGGGCGCGACCCAUCAUCGACAUCCAGACCAAAGUGCAGUCUCAGAACAACCAGCUUGAGAACAUAGAUCCAAGCAAAAAGGGCUGCAUUGAAGACAUCAGUUCACCUGAGACUUGCUUUUCCUUCGAUGCCUGCUUCAAGAUGGACAAUGAUGCUGGGACAAAGACCGUUCUACGCCUGAAGUACACCAUUGAGGAACAAUUGUACAAGGACCAGCCCAUAGCCAGAAUCCGCUUUUCCGAUGGACUGCAAGAUCGACCGUAUACUGUGGAAAGAGAUAUCAAGCUCCGGCCAGAAGACAUGGGCAUAUUCCAGUGUUCACGGGAAAUUGUGUAUUUACUGGAUGGCCCGAGAGACAUUCUGCGUCCACUAAAGUUCAAGCUGUCCUACGAGAUCAUUCAAGGCCAGCCCAGUCCUGUUCCUGAAGGCAGACCCUUGCCAGACAUUGAUGAAUUCCCAAUCUUGAACCAGCAAGAGGCAGUCAGAUAUUUCAAAGGCACCUUUGCCAAGGACUGUGGUGAGGAUGACAUUUGCGUGAGUGAUCUGAACAUCAUGGCGAACCUAAGCCUGGACUUACACGAGUCUGGUAGCCAUUACCUUUUACGCUUGGGAGAACAGAACACAGUACCUCUCAAUGUAGAAGUGAUGAAUGCUGGAGAACCAGCCUACCAGUCGAGCCUCCUCGUUCACCACCACAAAGCUCUUGAGCUGAACCUCAAAGAAUCUCAUCUUGGCUCUUACCAGUGUUCACGUGUGUCAGCCACUCUCACCCAGUGCGGCCUCGGAAACCCUCUCGUAGGUACAACAGGGCCAUUAAUCCUGACCUUCAAAGAAUCCAAUCUGCCAUUUGACGAAAAGUUCAUCCACUUCUAUGUAGAGGCCAAUUCAUCAUCUACUGAAGAACGUUCAAAAGAUCGUAUACAAUUUGUUGUGGAGGUGAUCAAGAGGGCUGAGAUCUCUAUCUUGCCGUCAGUUGCCCCAGAGCAAGUGUUCUAUGGAGGAGAGGUGGUGGGGCAGUCUGCCAUAAAGCACAUGGAAGAGGUGGGCAUGGAGGUCACCCACAAAUAUGUAGUAGACAACCGUGGCCCCUGGAGAGUGGAUGAGGCCAAGGUGGCCAUCCUCUGGCCAUACCAGGUCGAGAACAACAAAGAGCAAGGGAAAUGGCUUCUGUACAUGACUGAAGUUCCAAGUGUAGAUGGUGCUGGAGAAUGUGAAGUUGAUUCCCAAUAUGUGAAUCCCCUUGUACUGCGCCGGACAAUUGCUUCGGCCUCAACUGGUCUUGAAGUUGAAGGAGAACUGGAAUCCACAGAUUACCCAGAUCCUGGCAGAGAUGUAGUUACUGGGUCAGGUGAUGUAAAGGUAACAAGUGAAGUGACGACUAUCAAGAAGGUAACAAGCACAACAGACAUCAAGAAAACCUCAAAGAAGUCUUCCUCGAAAGAUGUUUCUGUUUCCACAGAGAGAACUACCUCAUCCAGUGGCUAUUCCUCAUCCAGUUCCUCUUCUUCAAACAGGUUUUCAUCCUCAACCUCCGAAUUCAGCAACUCAGGAUCAACAGAUGAAGAGGAAUAUGGCAGUGGGUUUGGCCAAGGAGCUGGUAGAGAUCAUGGCAGAACACAUUUAAGAGUUAGCAGGAAAGUAUUUACAUCAGAUAGGUCCAAAUUCUCAGAUUCCGACUCUGGGGCGAAUGACCUUGACAAAGAAAAAGAUGUGGAUGGGGAUGGACUCAUCUCUCACCAUGAAGAAACUCGCACUUCUUCUGGAGUUUCUCCUGAUGGAAGAACAAGAUUUUCUGAAACCCACCAUGUAAGUAAGAAGGUACACGUCAAAGAGAGCACAACUGAUGAGGACUUGCCUGCUGGGCGAUGGGGACAGGGAGGGGGAUUCCGUAAGACUUACAUUGAAACUUCCAGGUCUGGAUCUUCCAGCUUUCCAUCAGAAGAAGACAGAAGAAUUUUCUCAGAAGCAGAAGGUUCUUCAAGAGUAGGUAUCGAUGAUCAUGCAGGCUCUGGAUGGCAUGAUAGUUCUGCUGGAAGGGAUCACAGCGUGCAUGUGGAAGAUAGCUCACGCAGAGUACAAACAGUAAAUAGGGAUGAAACUAUUAGAAGAACUCACUACGGUGGAUCAGACAGGGAUGGAGGUUACAGAAGAGUGUAUGAGGAAACUAGAACCACAGGUCAUGGAAGGGUUGGAACUCAUACUGGUGGCUAUGAUGAUACAUAUGAUAGAGAUGGCUUUAGGACACAAACCUUUGGCAGACAUGACAGAGUUGGAGCAGAUAGAACAGAAGGCUCAGGUUGGUCUAGAGGAUCCAGGACUGAAUAUGGAAGGAGAACUGGAGACACUGAUGAGUCCAGGAGAGUGGGAGAUAGAGACAGAUUUGACACUGAUGGUUCAAGAAGGGUGUCAGAGGGAGACAGAGUCAGGUGGAGUUAUGCUGAUAACCAAGGACGUACAACAGGCAGGGAAAGCACAGGAACUUAUUCAUCAUCUAGCAGAGGUUAUGAGAGUGAAAGAACUUUCUCUGGUGAUUAUGACAGAACAGAUGAUGGAAGCUACAAGAGAACAUAUUCAGGUGCAUAUGAUAGAACAGGUGUUGAUUCUAGGAGAAGAGGACAUUCUGGCGGAUAUGACAGAACAGCUGAAGAAGACGGUUCCAGAACAUACUUUGCUGGAUAUGACAGAAUAGGUGACAAUGAUCAGAACAGACGGGGCUAUGGCAGAACGGAAGGAGAGAGUGAGUACAGAAAGAAUAUUGAUACCUACGACAGAGGAAUAAAUGCUGGCGGUAGAGGUGAAUCAAGACCCUACGAAAGAACAGAGUCUACUAGAACAUACCAUAGCAGCAGAAAUGAAGAUGGAGACUUCAGAGAUGGCUCAUCAAGGUCAUCUGGAGACCAGUAUUACAGGAGAACAAACUUUGACAGAUCUAGUGACCAUACAUCUGGAACAGAUUCCUUCAGGCAUACCUCUGGUGAAGGCAGAGAAGAUGGGUCCUAUUCCAGGUCAGGACAUGGCACCCUCAGGACCACCACUUGGGAUUUGACUGCUGACAGUGACAGGCAUAACAGGGCAAGACAGGGCUCUCACUCAUCACGCCAUCAUGUCACUAGUUCUCAAGACCAUGGUACGUUAGCAAGUGGUUCAGGUACAGGAAGAACGAGUCAUUUUGAGUCCUCUGACUCCAAUGCAAAUAGAACUUACAAACGAGUUGAAGUAGAUCCAGAGACUGGAGAAACCACAGUCUACACAAGAAGAGUGUACAGUCACAGUUGGCCUGAAAACUGGGACCACAGAUCAUUUAAUGAAGAUUUGCCACCCAUGGAAGAAGCUGAACAUGAGGGAAGUCACCGACAACUGAAACGCACCAAACGCGAGAGAGAACUUAUCAUCAAACCCCAGGCUGUGACAGAUGCCAAAACAGGGAAAACAAUGCAGGUUGUGAAUUUGAGAUGUGAUGGAGAUGUUCCAACAGCCAAGUGCUUCGUCUUCUACUGCACCAUUCGUAACCUAGGUGCUAAGCAAGCAGCAAGUAUUCGCAUCAAAUCAAGACUAUGGAACUCCACGCUGGUCGAGGAUUACCCUAGGGUCAGUUAUGUCAGCAUUAAAUCCAAAGCUUCAUUGAUAUUACCAGAAGACAUCCGUGAGGACCAAGACCAGUCAGACGAUGAGGCCUCAGCGGAAACUUUAGCUUAUCCAGAUCUCUUGGAUCAGCUUCCACCAGAGGAAGUGCCACUCUGGGUCAUAUUAGUUUCAAUAUUUGCUGGUCUUUUAGUGCUUUUAAUCAUUGCGCUCAUAUUAUGGAAGUUAGGCUUCUUUGAGAGAAAACGACCGGACCCAACGCUUUCAGGAAACUUGGAUAAGGAUGCAAAUGGAUACUAAUCCUUAAUAGACCUCUAAAAUAUAUCUGUUAACUUGCAAGUGCCAAUUUAUGUUCUGCAUUUUCAUGUGCCGAAAAUGUGAAUAGUGAUUAUGUUUUUUUUUUUAUUUGAUGAUAA